AUGCUGGUGGCUGGUAUGAGCAAGGAGAAACAGAAGGAGCAGGAGCAAUGGAUACGGCAGCUUUCACCCUUCCAGAAGGCAAAGAGAUGCGACAGGGAUGGUGACGACUCAUCGACGGCACUACGAUCUCACUGCCAUUGUCGGAGGCUUUCGGCCAAUGGCAAUGGAGAUCGAUCUUCGUCAGAUCUCGUGCUUCCCGAUUUGGGGAGUGCAAUACUCCAGCCUCAGCAAGGCGCUUUGAGCUCAAAUGGCCACAUUAUCCAACGCGCUCAAGAGGAGGUUGCUCAACAGGACGAGACGAAGCUCCCCAUACCCAUAUUGCAUGGUAGGCAGGCUAUGGGAUGUCCCGGGACCCACAGGCGCGAAGUCAAUUCAGACCAGGAUGCGUGGACGGGCCCCUCCGAGCUGCCCAAGAGCACGUCGACCUUCUGCCCUCCUCCGCCGUCCUUUUCCUCACCUCCUCAGCAAGACAUCCUCACUGAGCACAGCUUUCUCCGUCAUCUUCGCUCAUACACAUACCAUCGUCUAUCAUUCAUUGCUCCGGACAGACAUCAAGCUGCCGAGAUGAUCUCGUACGUGCAAGCUGUUCAACCCCCUACCUUCGCCCUCCCAGUGGAGGCGGAUCCCAGCGACGGCGAGCACCAGAGAACCGCCAACGCGCACACUGCCCUGCUCAAUCUGGCAAACUACACUCCCGCCGUCAUGCCUCACCCAGCACGUGAGAUCGACAGUGGCAUUCCGGCACUUGAGACUCCCCUCAGCUUGCUUGGUGCGCCCUCUUCUCCUACCCUCUCCUGGACCUCCGGUCCCGCUGGUACAUCCAGCAGCAUCACCACUGGCUCGGUCGGCUCUGCAUCUGCUGGGAUCUCUACGCCUCCGUCCACGGCCGCUGUCCCAACUCCACUCCCUCCAAGCUUGGACGCGCGACAGGACGACUUCGCCAUGGCGCAGUGCGUCUUCCCAGCGACCGCGGUGGUCUUCGUGGGAAACCUACCAGCUAGCUGCUCAGACGAUACGCUGAGUCUCAUGGUCUUGCGCAAGUUCUCAGAGUACGGUCGCGUGAGCGUGUUCAUCAAGCGUACGAUCGCGCAGAAACCAUGGGCUCUCCUUCAGUACCACAACCGGUGCAACGCCUAUCGUGCCAUAGACGAGGCCCACGGCAUGGAGAUGCUUGGCCAAACCUUACGUGUGCAAAGAUCUCAGGCUCGCCGUGAGAUCGCCAUUCUCCGCGCUGACGGCCUCCAACCAAGCCGCUACGAGCUUCUCAUGGCCUUUGCCCAGUUCGGAGAGAUCGAGAGCGUCUAUGGCAACCCACACGUCGCGUACGUUGUUCGCUUCAAGUGCUACGGCUCAUACGCGCUGGCCAAGGACGCUGUUCGCUCGCGCACGACGCCAUACGAUCUGGUUUGA
Molecule: messenger RNA, 1410 nt
Organism: Zasmidium cellare ATCC 36951
Lineage: Eukaryota; Fungi; Ascomycota; Dothideomycetes; Mycosphaerellales; Mycosphaerellaceae
Exons: 5
Coding region: 1-1410 (469 amino acids)
Molecular function (GO): RNA binding
Source: RefSeq, a predicted model, not a curated record